ACCAGGACCCACACGGGGAAGAAUGUAUUUUCUUGCAGCACUUGCAGGAAAGAGUUCAGUAAAAGUAGUAGUUUAAAGAAUCACAUGAUGAUCCACACUGGUGAAAGGCCGUACCUGUGCAACACCUGCGGAAAAUCGUUUACUAAAUCAUCAGAUCUUAAACGCCACAUAACCACGCACACGGAUGAGAAGCCCUACAUCUGCGAAACAUGUGGAAAGAGUUACAGAGAACAUUACAAACUGGUGGUUCACUCGAGGAUCCACGCGGGCGAGGAGCCCUACAUCUGCAAAACAUGUGGAAAAAGUUACAGAGAACGUUACAAACUGGUGGUUCACUCGAGGAUCCACACCGGUGAAAGGCCGUACCUGUGCAACAUCUGCAACAAAACCUUUACUAGUUUAUCACAUCUUAAACGCCACAAAACCAUGCACACAGGCGAGAAGCCCUACGUCUGCAAGACAUGUGGAAAAAGUUACAAGAAAAAUUCCUACCUGGUGAGGCACUCGAGGAACCACACCGGUGAAAUGCCGUACCUGUGCAACACCUGUGGAAAAACCUUUACUAAUUUAUCGGAUCUUAACCACCACAUGGACACGCACACGGGCGAGAAGCCCUACAUCUGCAAAACAUCUGGAAAGAGUUGCAGGCUACUUUCCUUCCUGGUGAUUCACCCGAAGAUCCACACUGGUGAAACGCCGUACCUGUGCAACACCUGCAGCAAAACCUUUACUAAUUUAUCGGAUCUUAACCGGCACAUAACCACGCACACUGGUGAGAAGCCCUACGUUUGCAAAACAUGUGGGAAAAGUUACAAGAAAAAUUCCAACCUGGUGAUUCACACGAGGAUACACAACGGCGAAAGGCCGUACUUGUGCAACACGUGCGGAAAAACCUUUACCGAUUCACGGUUUCUUAACCGCCACAUAAACACGCACACAGGCGAGAAGCCGUAUUUGUGCAAGACGUGCAACAAAGGUUUUAGCCGCAGAAUUUAUUUGCUGAGUCACAUGAAAAAUCACCCGGAGGAGAAGUCUGGUGACUCGUGACAAAUGAAGCUCAUGUUGUCGUCCUCCGGGGGCAGCUGUCCACUCCUGUCUGACCCACAGAAGAAGAACCCGCAGAAGUCCGACCACCACCUCCUGUGGCUGAUGAGCCUAAUCCCCUCCCCACAAGGGUUGCAGGUUCAACCCGGAUUUAUGCUUCUCCGUCAACUUGACGCAGAGGGAACGAUGUGGUUGUGUACUUUUUUUCAGGUUCAGCAUUGAGUUUGAAUCCUUGUUCCUUCUUAAAAUCGUUAUUUUUUUGCUGUUGGUAACUUGUCGUCUCCACGGGCUGUUAGUAUGUGCUGAAGUUUCUUUAAACGUUUAUUUCGUUCAUCUACAAAGCCUCCUUCACACGUCCUUUUUCCCGUCUGUUUCUUCUUCACUCACAUUCUCUUUGUAAAGUUAAUCUGCAGCUCCAUGUUGUUAAACUCUCUCCAUCUACUCCGUUCUGAGGUUAGUCCAAGUUUGAUAUAUUUACAUGUUCAGUUUUUACAACGUUCCUCUGAAAAACAAGAAGAAACUUGAGAAAUGAGGACAAAAGAAGAAAUGCAACAAUCAACACGUCAGAAACAGAACAGCCAACCAUAUGUCAAAUACCCCAAACCAAGCACUCGAUUAAGUAUGAGAGAAUGGCAUGGAUGUAUGAUUGCGUGAGUGAGAGUGGAUGUGAGAACAGAGGUUGGAUGCGCAUGUGGUGUGUGGAUGACGUAGGCCUAUACCUGAAGGGAUUAAAUGUCAGCUGUUUGUGUAAACACAUAAAUCAUAAUAUUAAUCUAGAUAUUAAUCUAUCUAACCAUCAUGUUUGACGACUCAGAUAUUGACCCAGAGUAUAAUUUUUUGAAUGAGGUUAAAACU
Molecule: messenger RNA, 1899 nt
Organism: Cololabis saira (Pacific saury)
Lineage: Eukaryota; Metazoa; Chordata; Actinopteri; Beloniformes; Belonidae
Product: zinc finger protein 271-like
Exons: 1
Source: RefSeq, a predicted model, not a curated record